Messenger RNA from Dreissena polymorpha, 8340 nucleotides. RefSeq lists its product as uncharacterized. The transcript is spliced from 9 exons. The record is from RefSeq and is a predicted model, not a curated record. Gene Ontology annotation, cellular component: chromatin; nucleoplasm. Bases 219 to 1877 code for a protein of 552 amino acids. Lineage: Eukaryota; Metazoa; Mollusca; Bivalvia; Myida; Dreissenidae. Gene Ontology annotation, molecular function: protein binding; ubiquitin-protein transferase activity; zinc ion binding. Gene Ontology annotation, biological process: positive regulation of DNA-templated transcription.
UUGGUACUUGUUUAGUUCAAAAUACUUGAUUGCUUAUUGAGGUUGAACUUGACUUGUGUACAGUAAAGAUGUUGUGAUUGCUUGACUUUUAAAUACACAAAGAUUUAAAUCGUGUCUUUUCUGGACUAGUUAUUCGUAUUCACAGAGAUACUGUGAAAUUAAGAAUUUUCCUCAACUUAAGCUGUUAGUUUUGUGUGCUUAAACAGUCAGUUAUCAAAAUGGCGGGCUUGUCUAUGUCUUCACUUGCCAUAAGCUCUGACGAGGUUAAGGAUUUUAUUUGUUCCUCAUGCGAAGAGCAAGCAAAUGCAGAAUUUUACUGCAAAACAUGUUUGAAACUGUAUUGUGGGAAAUGUAUUCAGUUGCAUGAUAAGUGGUUUAAAAAACAUUCAGCUUAUGGAAGGAAUGACAUGAAAAAAUGGCCAGUUUCGAAAGAGGUGGAGGAAUUUCUAUUAAAGUGUGAAGCGCAUAAGGACCACAAAAUUGAAAUGUUAUGUGAUGACCACAGUCAGCUGUGUUGCACAAAGUGUGCCUUCAAUAAUCACAGCCAGUGCAGUAAAGUGACCCAGAUUUUGGAGCUGACCAACUCGCAGCCCACUGGCCUGGAGGGGUUGUCAGUGGAGCUGGAAACUGUUAUGGGGGAAAUUAAAACCCUGCAGAUCAGUCAAGAGGCCAGCAUUCAGUCAUUGCAGAGAACAUACAAGGAACAUAGGGAAGUUAUGAUAGAACAAAUGUGUGGCAAUUUAAAUACUUAUAUAGAUGAAUGUGAUAAUAAUUUUGUGGGUACAUCAGGCGGAAAUGAGCAAUAUUUAAAAGAAGAGAUGUGUAGGAGUGUUCUCUCUAUCGUGAAUGAAUUCGAUAAUAUUACUGCGAAGGAACUUAACGAGAUGAAAGAUGAAGUUAUAAGCAUAAAAGGGUCAGUUACAAGUUCCGUUCAUAAAUGCACCAGUCUUCACAGUGACUUGUUACAAUUACUUGAAAUCGUUCAGAAAAUUGGAGAUAAUAAGGAGCUCUGCCUUAUAGCCAGCAUAAAAUGUAAACAUAUCAUACAGCAGGCAUUGACUCUGCUUGGAAAGUCAGGCAAGGUGUUUAAGGUCCAGGGGAAGUCUGAGUACAAUGUGAGAAUACCAAGUGAUUCAGUUACAUGUGGUAUCUCAGGCAUAUGUGCUCUCCCAGAUGGACAGGUCCUGGUUACAGACUACAAUAAUAAGAGAGUCAAGCUUCUGAGCCAGCAGUACCAGGUGGUGAGUCACUGGGAUGUGAAUGCUCGGCCAGUUGACAUUUGUUUGAUCACACCGAGUGAGGUUGCAGUGGCUGUGAAUACUAGCUACACACAUGAGGUCCAGUUUAUCACUGUCAACCAGGUAAAGCUUGUUCUUGGCAGGAAGUUUCAGUUACAACAUGAAUGUACAGGGAUUGUCCAUCACCAAGGAGACAUUUUUGUCACUUCUGGUAAAGAACUGUACAAAUACACGCUGAGUGGCAAACUGAUCUGCAGACUCUAUGAAGAUUUGGAUUAUAAUACAGUAGACAAGUGUGCUGUGAGUCCCACAGGAGACAGGCUGUACAUCACUAACUGGGACCAGGACAAGCUUCGCACCCUGGCCAGGGAUGGCACACUCCUGGCUACAUAUUCAGACCCAGCACUAGAGGGCCCAUCUGGUCUACAUGUGACCCCUGCAGGCCAAGUGCUGGUCUGUGGAGACUAUUCCCACACUGUACAUCAGGUGGGCUGGGAGGGAGAGAGUAAGCUGGCUACUCUGGCUACUGAGGAGGAUGGAGUGUGGUGGCCAUGGUCAGUCUGCUACAGCAGCACCACAUCAUCCAUCAUUGUGGGACAGGACAGGGACGACAACAUCCUGGUGUUCAAAGUGGAAUAGUGUGUACAUUUGCUGCUGGGUCGAGACAACGAUGUUGAGGAUGUGGGGGACAAGCAUGAAGCAGAAGGAGAGCACCAGCAGUGAUAUCAAGUUGGCCAACCAACAGCACCAGUCGGGCCUGCAGGAGCCCCAACACAAAACAAUCCUUUCCCUCCCCUGAUCCCUAGCUCCUCCCACUGGACCUCCGGCUUCAAAUGGUCAGCAUCGUUACACAAGUCUGUUCUGCAAUAAAUCCUCAGCACGUCAAGUUUUCACGCGCUGUUAUGAACAACCGAAAUGUCUGUGUCGAGAUUUCCCCAAGCAAGCCCGAGUAGUUUUGUUUAGCUCUAGUGCCCGAGUAGGAGGAGUGUUACAGAAGCGAGACGUUAUAGCAGCACUUAUGGUAACGCUAACAGUUAACGCUAACAGUUAGUUCUCGCUGUGGACAUCACGAAGAAUCUCACGAAGAAUGAAACGUUGAAUAGUUUGUUUAAUUCUUUAUAAGACAGCUAUAUAUUCAGCGAGGAACGGGAGCAAAUCAAGGAACAAUUGAGACGAUUCAUUCAGAAGAAUAUCUGCUGCAGAUAGUUAGGACAGUAGUAGCGUUACGGACUGUCCUCAGCGCACAAUAUAUUCAUGUGGUGCACCUCAGACGCAAAUUCCCCCCAUUAUUGAAAACAAGUUGCUAAAAGUAAACACGCCCAGUUUUGCAAUCUGAGCCCAAACGGCAUCGCAUUGAAUUGAGACUAAAGGAGGCUUAAAAACAUGACACCAGUUUUGUUGUAAGGUACGCCCUUCGACUCUCAACCCGAAGUUUAUCAGAACUCAAAUUUGGCCCUUAACAAUAUCUGCGAAGCCAGCAUAUCAGCUCAGCUUCUGAGCUUCAGCAAACACUAUAAGCCGCCAAGAUAAAAACAUCGUUGAAGUGAAAGUCGAUGACAAUCCUGACCCUUUCGCUUAAGUAAUUCAGCACAAAAACGUCUUGCGUCAAGAGUAGCAAGCCUCCAAACAUCUUCUCCCGUGUUGGCUACAUCAACACUUUUUACAGCGGAGCCUUGGCGAGUUCGACUUCCAUUUCAGCAUCGAUGUUGCUUAGCAACAAUUCAAUGCUGGGAAUCGACAAAUUGUUCUAGACGAGUCGCUUACACAGAAACAAUCUGAUCCAACAGAUAGAGCAGGCGUUGCGUGACUUGUCCCUUAUUGCAACUUACCUCGAUAAGUUGCUCUCGAAUAAUGUGAACCUUAUGCCAGUAUGCGAUUGACACCAUUUAACAACAGUUGUUGUUGAGAAUUCCCGGGUUUGAGGUGGCAACUUUGGCGUCGGGACUCGCUCCAUCUCUGUCUAUGGCCCGGUCAAAGCAGCAGCAGCAAUAAGAACAACAAGUAGUAUCUGAGCAGUGUUCUGGGAUAUGGGGCUUCAUGUAUGUGCAUAAGUGUCAUCCCAGAAUAUCCUGUGCAGAUUGCACAUACAUUAAGUCCUAUUAAAUUGUCAUCCCAGAUUAGCCUAUGCAGACUGCACAUACAUUAAGUCCUAUUAAAGUGUCAUCUCAGAUUAGCCUAUGCAGACUGCACAUACAUUAAGUCCUAUUAAAGUGUCAUCCCAGAUUAUCCUGUGCAGACUGCACAUACAUUAAAUCCUAUUAAAGUGUCAUCCCAGAUUAGCCUGUGCAGACUGCACAUACAUUAAGUCCUAUUAAAGUGUCAUCCCAGAUUAGCCUGUGCAGACUGCACAUACAUUAAGUCCUAUUAAAGUGUCAUCUCAGAUUAGCCUGUGCAGACUGCACAUUAAGUCCUAGUCAAGUGUCAUCCCAGAUUAGCCUGUGCAGACUGCACAUACAUUAAGUCCUAUUAAAGUGUCAUCUCAGAUUAGCCUGUGCAGACUGCACAUACAUUAAGCCCUAUUUUCCCAGAAUGAGGCUCACAUACUACACUUUACAUCAGUAUUGUAUGUGCCUGAAAAGUUCCUAGCAUCAAAUGGGAAUUAUGUUCUUUUAAAUUGAUCACGCUUAGUAAAUAAAAUGCCAAUAGCACUUGAUCUGAUAUCAAUUUUAAUCAUAGAAGGUCAGUGCAUUAAGUUUGGUAUAUUUUCGACAGAAAUUCAGCCCCUGAACCAAAAGUUUAUCCUUGCAGAAAAAUCUGCUUAAAUAGAAUUGUUAAAUCAUAUUCAAUUUAAGUAAAAUAAUUAUGUAAAAGCCUUCAGCUCAUUUCAAAAUUAUUUUCUUCAUUUAUUUUCAAUAUUUAUUUAAAUUACUGGAUUUUGUUUUAAGAGCCUGUUCCUACAGGAACCCAUGCAAUCAUAGAUCGGUACCUAGCUGAACAACAGGCUGUCUGGUCAGCUGGUCCCAGACGCCCAGUGACACUUCCUGGCCCAGGACCUUGGGGCAAAUGCUCAACUAGUCCUACUCGCAGGGUGGAGCCACACUGAACCUGGGGCUCCAUACUUUCUUGGCCUCGUCAAUAAGGGACACAUUCCUGGGAUGCCCUAAGGUCUUUCUAUCUGUUCACAGAGGUCUUAUACUCACAAGUUUAAGCCCAGUGAGCGAUGUUCACCAAAUCAAACUCUGCAUCUCAAUAGAAACCCUGAUAUCAAAGCGUUGAGCUUGUUCUUGAAGCAUUUGCACCAGCAACAGUCAUCAUAUCGAGUUACUGGCAUCUCUAUGGUGUGGAACCCUCCGUCUAUGAACAUCAUAACAGAACAUGAACCAGUGGCAGUCAUCAUCUCAAGAUUCUGGUUUAUCCAUGGUGCAGGACCCUCGGUCUGUAAAGAUCAUGCAGAGCGAACCUCAGAUGCCAUUUGACGAAAUCAAACUAUCCAAUCAGAAACACAGCCUGUUGCAGCAGUUGUUACCAUAUUGACCCCAGUCAAACCUAAGAAAUCCAUAGAUAUAUACUUUUUUAGAUGUGCUAGUCUCUACAUACCUCCUGGUUUGUUCAGCACUUACUCUGACUCUUUGAAUUUAAUGACACGUGAAAAUGAAUGACCUUGUUCCGUUCCAAAUGGCAAAAUGACACAUGACAACAAUUCAAGUGGAAAGCCAGAAAGUCAUGUCAACAGCCAAAUUUUUGUAUGUGUAACAGCCAAGUUGUUUUCAAAGAAAAACAAUAGUUUACGUUUUAUUUUUUAUGUGACCAAUGUUUCAUGGGAAUUAUGAUGCUGUCAGUCUCUUUAUGUUGAAAGUUUUGGUUAAACAUAGCAUGUAAAGUGUUUUUUUUAAAGCACACAUAUUGCAUUUAUAUCCAUUGUCUUUGUCUGUAUAAUGAAUUUUUUCACUACAUAGUUUGAUCCUUAUAAUGGUAAAUGUAUGGGAAAAACAAUUUUAUCAAAGAUAUUCUAAGAUUGUCAUGUCUGUUUAAAUGAUGCUGGUAACAUUGACAAUAUUGAAAAAAGGAGUAUUUUCAUGUUAUAAGAUAUGUUUCAGUUUUCUGUUUUUACCAGUAAUAUAGAUAAGCUAAUUUAAUGAAUUGUUUACAAAGGUUUAUAACUUUUAAGCUUCAGCUUUUUCUGUCUAGUAAUCCUUCCGAAAACAAUACUAGUCAAUUUGCUCAUUCGGGGUCGGUAUUCGAUCAUGAAUCUUGUUUAGUAGCAUACUAUUUCAUUGGAAUAAUAAUACAUUCUGUGAAAAAUUAUUUAAUCUAACUAAAAUUAUCGAUUCUGUAAAUACCAAUUUGUUGAUUUCAAUGGAUAUUGUUUGUAAAAUUAAUAUAGUAUGACUAUUGCGUGUUUGGGAAAGCUUUUAAUGAAACUCAGAAUUGAAAAAAAAAGAAAAAAAAAGAGUUUUAUGAAAAUUGGCAAAAAUUAUUAUUGUAAAUUUAUGUUGUUAGAUCAUAGACGUGUAUGCUCACAAUUGUUGAAUUUUGUUUUUGGACACAAUAGUUUAUUAUGCUUUAUGUUUGUUUAUGCACAUGAAGACGACCAGAGUGUAUCCUCUUUAAUAAGUGAAUAACUUAAUCAAGAUUUAUUGAUCACUGUAUAUAUUGUGUAGGUAUAUGUUACCAUUUAUACAUAAAAAAAACUGUAGAACAUUUGUAUUGUAAUGUAAAUUAUUCUUGUAUUGUUGCCAUUUGUAUAAGAUAAACUAGCUGUUUUCCUUAGUUUGUAAAAAAACUUUGUUAAAAAAGCAUUUCCUGCGUGAAUGCUCAUAUAUAUAUUAAAUUGUUAAAAUAAUGCACAGUACCAGAAAAAAAUAGUCAAUUACACAGUAAGGGAAAGUGUUGUCAUAUGCUAACAAUUGUAAAACAUUGCAAUUGUCUCUAUUUGUAAUAAUAGAGAGCAAUAUUAUUUGCUUAAAGUCACUAUAACGCUCAAAAUCAACGAAAAUUUCGUUAAGUAUUUCGUAAAAUAAAGAUAACACCUUUACAAUCAGUGUUCCUUAUAGCAAUAGCCAAAAUUUCAACGCUAGAUGUGGUAUGAUUACAUAGAUUUUUGUAGAUACAAAAUGCUCGUUUUUAUUUAUUUGUGGCCACAAUUAAUUCCCGCGAAUAUAUCUAUUCAUACGACACACGAACACCAUUUUAGUGUUCAUGUGUCGUAUGAAUAGAUAUGCAAAACAACAAUAAAAACGAGCAUUUUGUAUCUACAAACAUCUGUUUUAUCAGACCACAUCUGACGUUGAAAUUUCGGCAAUUGCCAUAAGAAACACUGAUUUUAAUUGGUUAAGUUUAUUUUACGAACAAUUGUACGAAAUUUUCGUUGAUUUUGAAUAGUAAUGUUACUUUAAAAAAUAAAAACAAAGAUGUCUGCUUUGUAAAUUAAUAAUUGUGUUUACAUCUCAACAUAACAUGUAAAUACAUUAAAGUCUAAAAGGAUUUUUUGGAAUAAACACUUAAAUAAAUAUAUGUGCGUAUAUACACUGAUAAUAAAAUUUAACAUUUCAUUUAGUUUUGUAACAGUGCUUUUGACCUUUCACGUUAAACAUCCCACACUUGCUGUCAGUGCAGUGCCUUUAUUAGGGUCAUUUUUAAGCCCCGGGUAGGGUGGCAUAUAGCAGUUGAACUGUCCGUCAGUAUGUCAGUCUGUCCGUUUGUCCGGAAAAAACUUUUACAUUGGCCAUAACUUUUUAAAUAUUGAAGACAGCAACUUGAUAUUUUGCAUGCAUGUGCAUCUCAUGGAGCUGCACAUUUUGAGUUGUGAAAGGUGAAGGUCAAGGUCAUCCUUCAAGGUCAAAUGUCAAAUAUAUGGCGUCUGUCGGUCCUUCCGAAAACUUUAACAUUGGCCAUAACUUUUUCAAUAUUGAAGAUAGCAACUUGAUAUUUGACAUCCAUGUGUAUCUCCUAGAGCUGAACAUUUUGAGUGGUAAAAAGUGAAGGUCAAGGAUAUCCUUCAAGGUCAAAGGUCAAAAAAAAUAUCAAAGCGUGUUCCCAUGAAGCUGCACAUUGUGAGUGGUGGAAGGUCAUCGGUCAAGGUCAUCCUUCAAGGUAAAAGGUAAAAAAAAAAUCAAAGCGGCGUUCUAAUGAAGCUGCACUUUGUGAGUGGUUGAAGUUCAAGGUUAAGGUCAUCCGUCAAGGUCAUCCUUCAAGGUCAAAGGUAAAAAAAAAUAAUUAAUUCAAAGCGGCGUUCUCAUGAAGCUACACAUUUUGAGUGGUGGAUUUUCAAGGUCAAGGUCAACCUUCAAUGUCAAAAAAAAUCAAAGCGGCGCAAUAGGGGGCAUACUGUGUUUCUGAUGAACACAUCUCUUGUGUGUAAAUAUCCCACUGUUUAAGUUCAGCAAAUGUUUUAAGACCAGAUUUCCUUAAACUUGGGGUUGUUAUUAUUUUACUUUUAUUGAAUGCAUGAAACAUUUGUGUUCUGUUGUUGAAUAGCUAAACAUAGCUUGAUGUUUGUAAAUUGUGUGACAAAUGUUGAUCAAAUUGAUACAUAGAAAAAAACACAAUCUUCAUUAACUUGUAUGUGUUAAUUAUCAAACACAAAUAAAAGUAUUUGGUAACAAUAUAACUAUUGUGCUUUAUUCGAAAUACAGUGUGAAAUGCAAUUUUAAAAUCAUGCCUUUAUAUGUUCAUCUUCUCCAAAUAAGCAUUUUGAAUAAGCAAAUAUAAUAUCUCUAUGGAAAGUAUCCGUAGGCCCCAUUCAAUCGCUUGUGUACCUCAUAUUGAUCAGGGUCUUCCUAAAUUAUUUCAGGAUUGUUUAUCCCUGUCUGAAUUGUGAAAAUAGCUGCAACAUCGUGAGAUAUCUGUUGAGAGGAUUUUAAUAUUAAAAGUUAAAAUGGUAGCUUAACUCUAACCGUACAUCUGUUGCAUUUAUUUUAACAUGUUUAUAUGUUGUUCCUCACUGAGUUUUAUAUUGUCUAUAAUCUUGCGUACUUUAAUUGUGUUUUUAAAGACAAACAUCAUGAUACUGAUUAUGUUGUUUUUGUCCAACAUUUCUAUAUAUACAAGUUGUAUGUAAAUAGUUAAAUAUGUUUAUGUUGAUGAUAUGUAUUUCCCGAUCUAAGUUUGAUGUUGAACUCUCAAUGAACAACAUGUUUUGCCAAUUAAAUCCCGAAUGAUU